AUGUCAUUCGAGCUAAAGCCUCUGGAGAUAUCUGAUGCGCCUACAUGUGUAGCAAUCUACUUUGCAGCUUUCCAAAAUGCACAUUCACUCGGAUGCUGGCCACGAGACGUCCUUGCCGUUCGAGAAUGGUGGGAAAACAUGAUCAGAGACGAGCUCCACGAGCCCGGCUCACAAUGGCUUAAAGCUGUUGCGAACGAAAGUGGAGACAUUGCUGGUUACUGCAAGUGGCGAAAAUACGAAGCCGGUCACGAAGCCGACACGAGCUUACCUCAGUGGCCCGAGGGGUCAGACAAGAGACUAGCAGAUGAGACGUUCGGCGACUGGGCGAACAAGCAUCCUCAAUUGAUGGACCUCGAGAUGGUCGCCACCGACCCCAAGUUUCAGGGUAAGGGCGCUGGCUCCCAAAUGAUGCGCUGGGGUCUCGAGCGAGCAGACAAUGAGAACCUCGAGGCUUACCUAGAGGCAUCACCAGAUGCUGUUACUCUGUACGAACGCUUUGGCUUUCGUGAAGCAGGCAGGACGGACACGUGGAUCGAGAAUGAGCGCGUCAAGCCUGGGACGUUGUACCGUAAUCUCUUUAUGAUACGGCCUGCUAAGAGUACUAUCUAG
Molecule: messenger RNA, 609 nt
Organism: Recurvomyces mirabilis
Lineage: Eukaryota; Fungi; Ascomycota; Dothideomycetes; Mycosphaerellales; Teratosphaeriaceae
Exons: 2
Coding region: 1-609 (202 amino acids)
Molecular function (GO): acyltransferase activity, transferring groups other than amino-acyl groups
Source: RefSeq, a predicted model, not a curated record